CUCAGAGACGCCCACAUGAUGAGUGAACAAACAUCAGAGUCACAAGUCGUCGUAUCGUCGCCCAGUCAUGUUUUCAUUGGCCGUCCUCUCGCUCCGUCUUCGGGUUUCAGGUUUCCAUCAAAUCAGACGCUCCACGGCAACCGUUGUCUCCGGCAACAAAACAUCCAGGUUGGUGAGGGAGCGUCUGAAGCAGCAGGUGGAGGAGAUGAAGAGUCUGUUCUCAGGGUUCAGACCUGGUCUCGUGGUCCUACAGGUUGGAGACAGAGACGACUCCAACCUCUACAUCAGCACCAAACUGAGAGCUGCAGCCGAGAUUGGAAUCGAAGCCAAACACCUGAAACUGCCGAACACAACAACACAGGAAGAGGUCCUGAAGAACAUCCUGUCCAUCAAUGAGAACUCGUCCGUUCACGGUCUGAUCGUCCAGCUUCCUCUGGACUCUGUGAACUCCAUCGACACCGAACUCAUCACCAACGCUGUCUCUCCAGAGAAGGACGUGGACGGUCUGAGCUGCAUCAAUGCGGGGAAGUUGUCUCGAGGCGACCUCACGCACUGCUUCAUCCCCUGCACCCCCAACGGCUGCAUGGAGCUCAUCAGACAGACGGGCGUGUCAGUGGCGGGGAAACACGCGGUGGUGAUUGGUCGCAGUAAGAUCGUCGGAGCCCCGAUGCACGACCUGCUGCUGUGGAACCACGCCACCGUGACCACCUGUCACUCAAAGACCCCUGACCUCCCCCAACAGGUGGGCCGGGCCGAUAUCCUUGUGGUGGGGGCGGGGCGAGCCGAGAUGGUGAGAGGGGAGUGGCUUAAAGACGGAGCUGUGGUCAUCGACUGUGGAAUCAACCACAUAGCAGUUAUCUGGUAG
This is a messenger RNA of Anoplopoma fimbria (sablefish), 865 nucleotides long. Its product is annotated as C-1-tetrahydrofolate synthase, cytoplasmic-like. The record is from RefSeq and is a predicted model, not a curated record. The coding region runs from base 68 to 865 and encodes 265 amino acids. Gene Ontology annotation, cellular component: cytosol. Gene Ontology annotation, biological process: tetrahydrofolate interconversion. NCBI's taxonomy places the organism in Eukaryota, Metazoa, Chordata, Actinopteri, Perciformes, Anoplopomatidae. The transcript has 10 exons. Gene Ontology annotation, molecular function: methylenetetrahydrofolate dehydrogenase (NADP+) activity; methenyltetrahydrofolate cyclohydrolase activity.